This is a messenger RNA of Nicrophorus vespilloides, 1306 nucleotides long. Its product is annotated as mitochondrial 2-oxoglutarate/malate carrier protein. The transcript is spliced from 3 exons. NCBI's taxonomy places the organism in Eukaryota, Metazoa, Arthropoda, Insecta, Coleoptera, Silphidae. Gene Ontology annotation, biological process: succinate transmembrane transport; malate transmembrane transport; thiosulfate transport. The record is from RefSeq and is a predicted model, not a curated record. The coding region runs from base 183 to 1082 and encodes 299 amino acids. Gene Ontology annotation, molecular function: malate transmembrane transporter activity; oxaloacetate transmembrane transporter activity; thiosulfate transmembrane transporter activity.
AUAAAUUGGGUCUCCCACCCAAUGCAUAAGUUUAUAUUAUUUACAAUUUAGAUUGUAUAAAAUGACCUUUCGCGAUACUCGGUAGCUCCUUGCAUUCAAUUCGUCAUUUUAGUAUUGAAUAUCACGGAGUCAUCAUAUAAUCAUAACUAACUCUUGAAGAAAAAUAUUAAGAAAUCCACAAGAUGACUCAAGAAAAACCAAAAUAUCUUAAAUUUGUGUUUGGUGGAUUGGCUGGGAUGGGGGCAACAUGUUUUGUACAACCAUUGGAUCUUGUGAAAAACAGAAUGCAAUUGAGCGGAAUGGGUGGCAAGGCCAAGGAGUAUCCUACUUCUUUGCAUGCAAUCCGUGGUAUUAUUGCAAAGGAAGGAUUUUUUGCCAUGUACAGUGGUCUCUCUGCUGGUUUAUUGAGGCAGGCUACCUACACCACCACAAGAUUGGGGGUGUUUUCUUGGUUGUUUGAUUUGGCCUCAGAGGGUGGUCAUCCUCCCAACUUUGGUAUGAAAGCAUUAAUUGGAAUGUCUGCAGGAGUUGCUGGAGCUUUUGUUGGUACUCCGGCCGAGGUUGCAUUGAUUAGAAUGACAGCGGACGGAAGGUUACCAUUAGCAGAAAGACGCAACUACAAGAACGUUGCAGACGCGCUGAUGCGAAUUUCAAAGGAAGAGGGAGUGAUAAAUCUGUGGCGUGGGGCGGUUCCAACGAUGGGUAGAGCAAUGGUUGUGAACGCAGCGCAAUUGGCUAGUUACACGCAGGCUAAGGAGUAUCUUCUCUCUUCCGGUUAUUUCGGCGAUAACAUCGGAUGCCACUUCGUUGCUUCGAUGAUUUCCGGCCUUGUGACGACGGCCGCUUCCAUGCCGGUCGACAUAGCCAAAACCAGGAUACAAAAUAUGAAGGUGGUCGACGGCAAACCAGAGUUCACUGGUGCCGUCGAUGUUUUGUCGAAAGUCAUCAGGAACGAAGGCGUGUUUGCCUUAUGGAAGGGCUUCACGCCAUACUACGCACGUCUUGGUCCACACACAGUAUUAACGUUUAUCUUCCUUGAGCAGAUGAACCACUAUUACGACUCAUUAUUCUUCAAAGCUUGAAACCAAUGAAAUGCGCACACGAAAUAUGCUGUGUAACAUUAUAUACGAGAACAUUCAAACAACAACAAAAACAUAUAUUUUAUCGAGCAUUUAUUUUUUAUGAUUAAUGAUUAUUUUUAAUAUUUAUUAUAUUUGUUGGCUUAAAUACACUUAAAAAAAACAUUAUUCUAAUCUAUACAACCAAGUACUAGACAAUAAGCGCUAGAUAUAUAAAAUUGGAGACA